GGCGCGGGCAGCCCGGCGUGGGGUCCUGGCACGGGCGCGGCGCUCGGCGCGGGCUCUUCGGCGGCUGCGGCCCGGGUGGCUGCCAUGCUGUGGCCGCGGCUGGCGGCGGCCGAGUGGGCGGCGCUGGCCUGGGAGCUGCUGGGCGCCUCGGUGCUGCUGAUCGCCGUGCGCUGGCUGGUGCGGCGGCUGGGCCCGCGGCCGGGGGGCCUCGGCCGCAGCGGGACCCCAGUCCCUCCGCCGCGCGCGGCCGCGGCCCCCGCCCCAGGUGAAAUGACAAUGGAUACCAUCUUGGCUCGAUUGAAACUUCUGAAUCCAGAUGACCUUAGAGAGGAAAUCAUCAAAGCUGGAUUGAAAUGUGGACCCAUUACAUCAACUACAAGGUUUAUUUUUGAGAAAAAGUUGGCUCAGGCUUUACUGGAGCAAGGAGGAAGGCUGCCUUCUUUUGACCACCAUGAGGCAGCUGCCAUAGCUCUCAGCCAAGACACACCAAGGAUUUUUGAGUCAGCUGAAGGGAACCCAGCUGAUCAGGCUGGUUUUUCUGGAGACAGAGAUUUUGGUUACAGUGUGGGCCUGAAUCCCCCAGAGGAGGGAUCUGUGACGUCCAAGACUGAGUUGUCCCCCAGCACUGGGGCGGGGGCCGGGACCCCCGGGGCUGGAGCGACUGAGUCUGCGGAGCCUCCUCUGUACUAUGGGGUGUGUCCAGUGUAUGAGGACGUCCCAGCAAGAAAUGAAAGGGUCCAUGUUUACGUAAAUAAAAAGGAAGCGCUGCAAGCCGUCAAAAUGAUCAAAGGGUCCCGCUUUAAAGCUUUUUCAACCAGAGAAGAUGCUGAGAAAUUUGCUAGAGGAAUUUGUGAUUAUUUCCCUUCGCCAAGCAGAACAUCGUUACCACUUUCUCCUGUGAAAGUGGCGCCGCUCUUUAGCAGUGAUGGGUCGAAAGAUGGUUUGUGCUUGUCUGAAUCGGAAACAGUCAACAAAGAGCGAGCCAACAGCUACAAAAAUCCCCGCACACAGGACCUCACCGCCAAGCUUCGGAAAGCUGUGGAGAAGGGAGAGGAGGACACCUUUUCUGAUCUCAUCUGGAGCAACCCCCGGUACCUGAUUGGCUCAGGGGACAACCCAACCAUCGUGCAGGAGGGGUGCAGGUACAACGUGAUGCAUGUGGCCGCCAAGGAGGACCAGGCUUCCAUCUGCCAGCUGACCCUGGAUGUCCUGGAGAACCCCGACUUCAUGCGGCUGAUGUACCCCGAUGACGACGAGGCCAUGCUGCAAAAGCGCAUCCGCUACGUCGUCGAUCUCUACCUCAACACCCCCGACAAGAUGGGCUAUGACACACCGUUGCAUUUUGCGUGUAAGUUUGGAAAUGCAGACGUAGUCAAUGUGCUUUCGUCACAUCAUUUGACUGUAAAAAACCCAAGGAAUAAAUAUGAUAAAACACCUGAAGAUGUAAUUUGUGAAAGAAGCAAAAACAAGUCUGUGGAACUGAAGGAGCGGAUCAGAGAGUAUUUGAAGGGUCACUACUAUGUGCCGCUCCUGAGAGCAGAAGACACGUCUUCUCCAGUCAUUGGGGAGCUGUGGUCCCCAGACCAGACGGCCGAGGCCUCUCACGUCGGCCGCUAUGGAGGCAGCCCCCGAGACCCUGUGCUGACCCUGAGAGCCUUCGCGGGGCCCCUGAGUCCAGCCAAGGCGGAAGAUUUUCGCAAACGCUGGAAGACUCCACCUCGAGAAAAAGCAGGCAUCCUUCACAACGUCAAGAAAUCGGACCCGGAAAGAGGCUUUGAGAGAGUGGGGAGGGAGCUAGCUCAUGAGCUGGGGUAUCCCUGGGUUGAAUACUGGGAAUUUCUGGGCUGUUUUGUUGAUCUGUCUUCCCAGGAAGGCCUGCAAAGACUGGAAGAUUAUCUUACUCAGCAGGAAAUAGGCAAAAAGGCUCAACAAGAAACAGGAGAAAGGGAAGGCUGCCGAGAUAAAGCCACCAUGUCUGGCAGCAAUUCCAUUUCCGUGAGGGCGUUUCUAGAUGAAGAUGACGUGAGCUUGGAAGAAAUAAAAAAUCGGCAAAAUACAGCUCGAAACAAUGGCCAGCCCAGGAUGGGUGCUUCUGGAAACGCGGGGUGCAGAGCCUUCCCUUCAGAGCAGGAGGCAGACCUCAUAGAAACCUCAGAGCCAGGUGGUCUGCGCAGCGGCAGAAAUGGGCUCUGCCCGCCUCCGAGUCACAGCAAGACCAUGGAGGGCAAGAAAGCAAAGGCACCCCCUGGGGAGGAAGCUCCUUUGCCACCUGUCACCGGUUUAACUGCUGAGUUUGAUAAACUGAAUUUGCAAAAUCUAGGAAGUAGUGCUUCUAAGACACCAGAUGAAAAUAUGAAAACCAAAGAGAAGAUCCCGACUUCAAGAAUCGAUGCGGAAGGAAGUGACUUGGAGGCGGCUUCUCCUGCAGACCCACUCGGGAAUGACCAGGGGAGGGCAGAGUGGGAAAUGUCAGCCAGGAUUGCUAGAAUGUCCUUGGGCACCAGCUGCGCCGGGCACGAGGGUCAGCAGCCCGAGCUCACGAGGGAAUCGGCCAGGCGGCUCUUCCUUUCUGGAGAGGAGCCGUCGAAACUAGAUCAGGAUGUUUUGGCUGCUCUUGAAUGUGUGGACGUGGACCCGCGUCAGUUCCCGGCUGUGCACAGAUGGAAGAGUGCCGUCCUGUGCUACUCGCCCUCCGACAGGCAGAGUUGGCCCAGCCCCGCGCUGAAAGGAAAGUUCAAGUCUUGGCCGCCGGAUCUCAGCGGACCUCACAGCUCCAGUCCGGGGAGAAACGGUGCGGCCGGGAGCAGCCCCAGGAAGCCGGGCCCGGGCAGCCCUGGGCGCUACAGCCCCGCGCGUGGGAGCCAGCUCCGCAGGAUGGCGCGCCUGGCCGAGCUCAGCGCCCCGUAGGCUCACGGCGGGGGCUCGUUUCGCUCUUCAUUUCUAAAGGAGGAAGGGUCGUGUGUUUUUUGCUAAAAUGUCACAAAGGAGUAUAUUCUUAUUAAAUUAUUAAUCCUCACUUUGAGGUGUGAGAAUUUUAGAAAAUUUACAUGGUUCUCUACAAAACUUAGAUUUCUGGUAUUUUGGAAGAAGUUGUAAGUUACUGAAACUCAGAUACCAGUUUUCUGGAAACUGUCAGUGUGGUAAUGGUAGACUUCAGGCGGCAAUUUCUAGGCCUGCAAUGUAGCAGAGGAAACGGCGGGGAGGGCCACGCACCCACCAGCGUCCCACGCGCGGACGGGGAGGGGCGUGGUGGAGGCCUUGGCAAUACCUGAGCUGUGUGCCUCCUUGCCGCGUCUGAUGGUAGCAGGGUCCCCGCUGGCUCGCCUGUAGGUCUCAUGGGUUAGACAGAGGGAGAAGGGGGCCGGCAGAGAGCAGGGAGCCCGAGUGCACCUCAAACAGCUUUUCUCUUGGGAAGUCCUGUGGCCCGUGGGAGUGAUGCCAGCAGCCACACCAAGUUCCCGGCAGUGGCACCCAGGUGUUCGGAGGUUUCAUCAGCACUUGAGCUUUCUCGGCCAUCUCAUUUAGGUGCCAGUGGAGCAGUCAUAAAACCUGUCGAUUGUUCUGUGUGAAAUUCAGAGGAUCCGUUGGGCAUAAAUGAUGAUAUGGUAAAGCUAUCCUUUAUUUUGGAGUUGGUUUCGGUUGGGGUUUCCAUUGCCUUACGUACAGAAGCUAGAGGUUUGAGCCGCGUUUCAGUCCCUGGCGGUGCUCACCGUAGCCUUCACCUUGGCUUUCAUGGAGGUCUGUGGUCAGAAUGCGAGAGGAGCUGGGAACGCAGCAGCCGUGAGCUCGCCGAGGUGACCAGGAGGCAGUAACGGGAGGUCAGUGUCUUCCUGGGUGUUACGGACAGCCGCUCACACGGUGGUUACUCUGUGGACAUUUCCAGUGUUUAAUCCAAAAUGAAAACCCACCAAUGCUUUUGCUAACUUCAGUGCCUUUUGUAAAUCAUUUAAAAUUUCCUGAACUUGCUUUUUGAGAAUAUAUACUGAUAUUAA
This is a messenger RNA of Saimiri boliviensis boliviensis (Bolivian squirrel monkey), 3992 nucleotides long. It is a transcript of the gene ANKLE2, whose product is annotated as ankyrin repeat and LEM domain containing 2. The record is from RefSeq and is a predicted model, not a curated record. Gene Ontology annotation, cellular component: endoplasmic reticulum. NCBI's taxonomy places the organism in Eukaryota, Metazoa, Chordata, Mammalia, Primates, Cebidae. Gene Ontology annotation, molecular function: protein phosphatase 2A binding. Gene Ontology annotation, biological process: negative regulation of phosphorylation.